GACGGUACGGCGAAGAGCUCACCACGGCUCCACGGAUCGAUCGAAACUCUGAGUCCUGUGCGACAUACAGCCUCAUCGGUCUCGUCCAGAGUUGGGCAUUUGGAAAUUUGACAAAGACCACCGCCAUGGCAACGACAUCGACGUGCUGCUUCAACGGAUGCUCGAGACCUGUCCUCUUCCACGGCAAGUGCAAGCUCCACCGGUACAGACAUCACUGCAGCGUGCCUCUUUGCAUGAACCAAGCGUACGCGCGGCGAUUGUGCGUAGCCCAUGGAGGCCGACGCGAGUGCCUCUCGCCAGGCUGCCUUGGCAACGCCCGCAGCCGUGGCUACUGCUGUAAGCACAGCGACAUCAAUGCCAAGACGAUGACCAUUCCUGGCGGAAUGACCCGAAGUCCGCGAGUUGAGCAAGCACACAAGGACCCCGUCGGCGGUCGCAUCAAAGCAGAACACGUCCGCGCAACUGCGGUUCCCGUGCCGUCGUCUUCCUGGAAGGAUACCACGCAGGUUGACGAUCCGACUGCAUGUUUGAACAUGAUCGAAGUCGAAGCGAUGAAGUUUGUGCAGUGCUGGGACGAUGUCGAGAUUGGCGUGAUCGACGGAUUCCUGUCGGAUCUACCCAUGUCCAGCGUGAUGUGGUGCCUGCAGUAGCUCCAGCACCUGUGGCUUCUUUCCGACGUAAUUUAUCCUUUCAUCUCCUCGACCAGCGUCAUCUUUGCCUCCCGCCGACGCUGUCGG
This is a messenger RNA of Aphanomyces invadans, 737 nucleotides long. RefSeq lists its product as hypothetical. NCBI's taxonomy places the organism in Eukaryota, Oomycota, Saprolegniomycetes, Saprolegniales, Verrucalvaceae. The record is from RefSeq and is a predicted model, not a curated record. The transcript has a single exon. Bases 126 to 650 code for a protein of 174 amino acids.